Molecule: messenger RNA, 4524 nt
Organism: Chiloscyllium plagiosum (whitespotted bambooshark)
Lineage: Eukaryota; Metazoa; Chordata; Chondrichthyes; Orectolobiformes; Hemiscylliidae
Product: ras-related protein Rap-2a
Biological process (GO): Rap protein signal transduction
Cellular component (GO): membrane
Molecular function (GO): GTP binding; GTPase activity
Source: RefSeq, a predicted model, not a curated record
UGUAAAGCCGGAAAGGGAGAGAAGGGGAGGGGUUGCGGGGGAGAAACGAAAUGAGGAGGAACCUGCGUUACAUUCGAUGAAGAGAAAGAAGAUGGGGAGGGAAGGGAGCGCCGCCGUUACCUUCCUGUGAGGCGGAGGAGCGGCCUUUUGUCUCCCUCCGGGGAGGGGGGGGGUUAUUUUUUUUUUCAUUUCCCCCCCUCCUGAGGAAAAGUAGAAGUGCGGGGUGGAAUAAGAAAGGGGUUUUGGGAGGGGGAAGUUAAUUUACCCCGCAUUUCCUGCCCUCCGAUUUAAAAAAAAACCCACACCCCCCCCCCUCCUCCGCCGCCCCCACCUUAAAGGCGCUGUGUGUGUGUGUGUGGCAGAGGCGGCCAUGAGGGAGUACAAGGUGGUAGUGCUGGGCAGCGGCGGCGUGGGCAAGUCCGCCCUGACAGUGCAGUUUGUAACUGGCACCUUCAUCGAGAAGUACGACCCGACCAUCGAGGACUUCUACCGCAAAGAGAUCGAGGUGGACUCAUCACCAUCGGUGUUGGAGAUUCUGGACACCGCAGGCACUGAGCAGUUCGCCUCCAUGAGGGAUUUGUACAUUAAGAAUGGCCAGGGUUUCAUCCUGGUUUACAGCCUAGUCAACCAGCAGUCCUUUCAGGAUAUCAGGCCCAUGCGUGACCAAAUCAUCCGUGUGAAACGCUACGAAAAAGUGCCUGUCAUCCUGGUGGGCAACAAAGUGGACCUGGAAAGCGAACGAGAGGUGUCAGGUGCUGAGGGCCGGGCCCUAGCUGAGGAAUGGGGCUGCCCCUUCAUGGAGACCUCUGCCAAGAGCAAGACCAUGGUGGAUGAGCUUUUUGCUGAGAUCGUCAGACAGAUGAACUAUGCUGCACAACCUGACAAGGAGGAUCAGUGCUGCUCUUCCUGUGUCCUACAGUAAAACACACUCAGAAAAGCAAAAACCACAUAAACUUUGUCAGUUCCUGUCUGGGGAGAUGACCACCUCUUCUGAUCUAGGCGGCAACUAGAUUAUUUCUUAUUGCUGUGUAUAAAAACAGCAGAUAUCAAAAGAGAGGUUUAUGACUUGCUCAGUGCUCAUCCUAUAUGCUAGCAUCAAAACAAAAGCACUUUUGGGUUAUGACAAAACAUUCAGUCAGUUACUAUUUGGCAAAUUGCUGCCUCUUCUAAAUCAGGGGACCCACCAGAUUAUUUCACACUGUUGUUUUAUAAAAAGCAGAGUGUCUUGAUGAGAAGCUUUAUAACUGAUGACCCCUUCCUGUGUCCGACAUAAGGAGAAAAAACAAACAAUUUGGGUUAGCACGAGACUUCGUAUUAGUUCCUGCCUGAGAGAUCUUGGCCUUGUCUAACCCAGGAGACCCAUUAGAUUGUUUUGUGUUCUUGUUUUUUUUGUUGUUUUUGAAAGAAGGAAGGAAAUCAAGAGCUUUAUAACUCCGAUGGAAUUGGGGACCAGUGUCCUAAAGGCAAAGCUAAUGCUUUGGGUAAAAGCGGGACUUUGAAUUAGUUGUGAUCUGGGAAGUCUUCACCUCUUCCAACUCAGGUGAAACUAAAGUGUCUCAAAUUGCUGUUUGUAAAAGGAGAAGAUAUCGACAAGAGGGCUUUAUAAUUGAUGAUCAGUGCUGCUCUUUGUGUCAUACCAUAAAAAGGUAAUGGUUCCUUUAAACGCAAGAAAAGACUUAGAUUGGUUGCAACGAGUGAGUUACGUGUGUUGUGACACAGCUUCAAAAAAAAGAGCCAAUUAUGUAGUGAAAAUUUUAAAACUAAAAUUUAAGGUUGAGGAUUAGGGCUGCUCUCUGUUGUGUAAAUGCACUGAUUUUAUAUAAAAAAAAUUUUUUUAAAGGAGCAGUUGUUAUGAUGCAAGUAGGAUGCCCACACCAGAUUGAUCUAGCUUCAGUCUUCUACAUUGUGUUACUGAGUAGUUAAAAUGCUUAUUGUAUAGUGGAGAGCCAGUAACUGAAAUGGGAGAGGAGAGUUCUCAGUUCAUGUCUUCUGUCGUGAAUCAGAAACAGCCUAAAUUCUUCAGUUGUUUGUACCUAAUAGGAUUCAUGGGCAAGCAAACAUGCAACACAUUAUAACAGAAAGGAAUCUGUGCUGUUCUUCAGAGUCAAAGAGGAAAAAGCAGUGGACCUUUGUAACUCCUAUAUCGCAAAGUCUAACCAAGAGCAUAAUGUUAAGGGUUUUCUUCAGUAUUUCAUCACCUUUUUUCACUGCAUAGUAUCAUACUUCUGUGAAUACUGCAGAAGUAAUGAUAGGUGUUAAGUUCCUCCCUUACUGUCGAGGGGAAAGUACAAUGAAGUAUUGUGGCUGACUGACGAUCAUUGUACAGGAAAGAAUUGACUAAUUCACUUUUUUUUUUCUUUUGUGGAUAGCACGUUACCCUGCUCUGUACUCUUGUGUUGCUUUAUGUUGGGAAGGAAGAAAGUGAAGUGACUUUUAUUUUCUGUCAUGUAGUGGAGAAAAUUUAAACUGUCAAAAUAAAUUUAAUGAGCAACCAAUAAUUCAAUUUUUAUUUUUGCAAAAAAAUGAGCAGCUUUACAACCUGACCAGAUUUGGCUAAUUCUUUUUCUCCACUGUUUAGAAAGGUGAUUAUUUUGUUAUAUUGAUUAUUUGAGAAAAUGGCUUACUGUUUUGAGUUUUUGUAAUACUUCAUAGGGAGGGUCAAGAAGAAUGCAAGACUCACUGUAGAAAAUUGAAGCUUAUUUCGAAAGAGGUACACAACAAUUAGGAAACAAAAAGUUUCCUGCUGAACAGAGGAAAAUGUUUCUAUUCCUGCAAGGUGAACAAAUUAAAAUUUAUGAUGCUAAAUGUGGGAGUGGUAGUUUUUAUGCUGCCAUAAUACAUGGAAAUGGAAUGCUGGCUGAAUGGGUUUAGAAUAGUCAGUUUGUUAUUUUUGACCAGUGCAGGAACGAUGGGCCAAAGGGCCUUUUUCAGUGCUGUACUUCCCUGUGACACUCUGAAGUAUCAGCACAACGGCUAUCACUAGCCAGCUGUAGGGGCUUGGGAGACUAUCCCGUAUAAAAUGUCCUCAUUUCACCAUUGUGAUUUUAAACGACCCAUGUCGCUGAGUGCUGCUUCAGUGAGAAGGUGAGGAGAGUUCCUUGUCCAGUCUUUGUUCUUGCAGGUAAGGACAAGGAAGUAUUGAGGAAAAUUGCCUCUGUGAGGUUGAGAUAAAUCUUCAGUCAAGUUUAAAGACUCCUGCGGAAUAGUCCUCGCAGACUGUGUGGGAAGAGGAAAAGAAUAUUAUUUCCCAUUCCUACAAGCGGCUCAGUCUUCUAAUGAGUGUUUUUCAAUGGGCGCGAUAAUAUAUGAAACUUGAGGAUGUGAAUACCUGAAGAUCACCUGUAACACGUUGGGAAGGUUUGAAAAUUCCACAUCAUGGAACUCAAUUUUUUUUUAAAAUCACAUGUUGCAGUCAAUCCAGACAAAUAAGAUUCAGAUUCUUAUAUUGCACGCUGAAGAAUUUAUUGAAUUUAUAGCUUGAGUCUGUGAAAAUGAAAAGUCUUUGAAUUGAUCAAAUCUUAUAAAUUAAUAGAAAUUAUCCCUCCAAUUUCCUUCUUUCCUGAUGCAGAAGUGGCAAAAUUUUAUUUUAUGAAUGGUGCUCAAAUACUUUGAUUUUUUUUCUAUUUUAUAUCUUUUGAACUAAGAAUAUACUGAAUGCAUGGCUGAACACCAGAUAAUUACUAAAGUCUUACAUUGGAGCAUCUGUAGUGGUUUAAUAAAUGAACACAGUAGCAAAGUGUUUUGGGCACUACAGUCUUAUUUUGCUUGCUUUGAAAUACCUGGCAAUUGUUUGUAUUUUAAUUAUUUUAAAAUGCCACUGCUUAGUACCAGCAGUUGGAAUUGUGGAAAUGAGGACCAUUUUCUCCAAAGUUGACCCCGACUAAGGGACUUUUGUCAAAUCCAUAAAAGUUGUCACACACUUGGAGGAAACAAGUCCUUACGUGUAAAAUUGAUGCAUCUUGUAUUCAGAUUUCUAAUGACAAGAUUCCCAAAGGAGUAAAUCACAUGUCGGGUUUUAAGUAUGGUGUGCAAGUGAAAGCCUGAACAUGUUACUGGGCGCACCCAACAUGAGCAAAACAACCUGAUUCUCCAGAUCAAGGUUUUCCUUCACUUUAAGCUAUUCAAUUCUUUCAUGAAAAUUACAUCCUGCAUCUUCAGUGGUAUGUGGUGGAUUGUGAGACUUCUAACUGUUGCAAAAAGAUUUUCUUGAAAGCUGCAAGUUACGGGUGCAGGUUUCUUUUUUUAUAUAUAGGCCAAGAAGGUUAAAAAGACAUUUCUGUGAAUUGCAAUAGUUUAUUUUCCAUUUCCAGUACAUUACAAUAAACUGAAGGUGCAGUAAAUGAGGUCCAGUUUGCGUGAUUUUAUUUAACAGGAUGAUGGGAACUUAACCUCAUUUUAUAACGUACAGACUUUUUGUUGAAGCGUUCGGAGGUGUAUUUUAUUCUCUUGUUAUAUAUCAGCUUACGUUUACAUUUCCAAACAGUGUCUUGCAUUGUUUUUAUUAUUUACCUGAAUGUUCAGAUA